Molecule: messenger RNA, 1833 nt
Organism: Crotalus tigris (Tiger rattlesnake)
Lineage: Eukaryota; Metazoa; Chordata; Lepidosauria; Squamata; Viperidae
Gene: EEF1A2
Product: eukaryotic translation elongation factor 1 alpha 2
Exons: 8
Coding region: 215-1606 (463 amino acids)
Biological process (GO): translational elongation; translation
Molecular function (GO): GTP binding; translation elongation factor activity; GTPase activity
Source: RefSeq, a predicted model, not a curated record
CCAACCGCCGCUGCCGGUAAGAGCUCCGGCCGGGCGCAGCGCAGUGCUCGGCUCGUAGCGCCUCCAAGGACGGGCACCGGGCCGGCUGUCCGUGUCUGCUGGCUUGCGGGCUUUUCUUCGCAGCCGCUGCUCCACUUUUCCACCCUUUUGGCUAUAAUCAGCCCCCUCCCCUGCCCGCCCCCUGUAAGCCCAGGCCUCGGCCCAGAGAGGAAAUAUGGGGAAGGAAAAGACCCACAUCAAUAUUGUGGUCAUUGGACAUGUAGAUUCUGGCAAGUCCACCACCACCGGCCAUCUCAUCUACAAAUGUGGGGGCAUCGACAAGCGGACCAUCGAGAAAUUCGAGAAGGAAGCCGCAGAGAUGGGAAAGGGCUCCUUCAAGUACGCUUGGGUGCUGGACAAACUGAAAGCUGAACGUGAGCGAGGCAUCACCAUUGACAUUUCCCUGUGGAAGUUUGAGACCACCAAGUAUUACAUCACCAUCAUCGACGCUCCAGGCCAUCGAGAUUUCAUCAAGAACAUGAUCACAGGGACUUCACAGGCUGACUGUGCCGUCCUGAUUGUAGCUGCCGGGGUAGGGGAAUUUGAAGCGGGCAUCUCCAAAAACGGGCAGACCCGCGAACACGCCUUGCUGGCCUACACGUUGGGUGUCAAGCAGCUGAUCGUCGGCAUCAACAAGAUGGACUCCACUGAGCCUCCGUACAGUGAGAAGCGCUAUGAUGAGAUUGUCAAGGAAGUCAGCGCCUACAUCAAGAAGAUCGGCUACAACCCGGCCACCGUCCCCUUCGUCCCCAUCUCGGGCUGGCACGGCGAUAAUAUGCUGGAACCGUCUCCCAACAUGCCGUGGUUCAAAGGAUGGAAAGUGGAACGCAAGGAAGGCAACGCCAGCGGGGUCUCCCUUCUGGAGGCCCUGGAUACAAUCCUGCCCCCCACUCGCCCUACAGAUAAACCUCUGCGCCUGCCUCUUCAAGACGUCUACAAAAUUGGAGGUAUUGGAACUGUCCCCGUGGGCCGUGUGGAGACCGGGAUCCUCAGGCCUGGCAUGGUGGUCACCUUUGCCCCCGUAAACAUUACCACCGAGGUGAAGUCGGUUGAGAUGCACCACGAGGCCUUGAGUGAAGCUAUGCCAGGGGACAACGUGGGCUUCAACGUCAAGAACGUGUCCGUGAAGGACAUCCGCCGAGGCAACGUCUGCGGAGACAGCAAAUCUGAUCCGCCUCAGGAAGCAGCCCAGUUCACUUCUCAGGUGAUCAUUUUGAACCAUCCUGGACAGAUCAGCGCUGGCUAUUCGCCUGUCAUUGACUGCCACACCGCCCACAUCGCUUGCAAAUUCGCCGAGCUUAAGGAGAAGAUCGACCGACGUUCUGGCAAGAAGCUGGAAGACAAUCCCAAAUCUUUGAAAUCCGGAGACGCGGCGAUCGUGGAGAUGAUCCCUGGGAAGCCGAUGUGUGUGGAGAGCUUCUCCCAGUACCCACCCUUAGGGCGCUUUGCCGUACGCGACAUGCGGCAGACGGUGGCGGUGGGCGUGAUCAAGAACGUGGAGAAGAAGAGCGGCGGGGCGGGCAAGGUCACCAAGUCCGCACAGAAAGCUCAGAAGGCUGGCAAAUGAAUCGUGGGCGCCCCGUGCCUCGCCCAGCACCCUUCGCCCCGACCCGGAUGCCGUCAUCUCCCCCCCGAGGCGCAUGUCUACACAUCCGCUUGUAAAAGUUUGUACGUGAACGACUGGAUGCUCACUAUUAAGGUCCAGUGGAAGUUCUUUAAAAGGAAAAGCAUGUCCCAGCGUUCGUGAGCCUUCGUGUUCAAUUUUACCAAUAAAACUGGUACAACAUCCCAUUC